Fusarium subglutinans is the source of this 1173-nucleotide messenger RNA. Its product is annotated as 30S ribosomal S10 mitochondrial. The transcript has 4 exons. The record is from RefSeq and is a predicted model, not a curated record. NCBI's taxonomy places the organism in Eukaryota, Fungi, Ascomycota, Sordariomycetes, Hypocreales, Nectriaceae. Gene Ontology annotation, cellular component: ribosome. Gene Ontology annotation, molecular function: structural constituent of ribosome. Gene Ontology annotation, biological process: translation. The coding region runs from base 1 to 1173 and encodes 390 amino acids.
AUGUCUGAAUCAAAACCUCAAGAAGAGGCAAAGCCUAUUGAGACUGUUGAGACAAAGACAGAGGAGGAGUUACCACCGCUGUCAGACCAUGACUUCAAGAUAUAUAACCGAGCGGCCGACCACAUGGAAUAUUUUCACAACAACUUUCGAAGAUCAUGGAACCUCCUAUGGAAUGCCUGCACCAACAACCGUCGGCCCCAAGGCAUGUCACUAAAGCAGUUCAUCAUGGAAGGUCUCCAGUUUGCCGAGCAUCUCACCAUGCACCACAACAUCGAGGAGACGUACAUCUUCCCCGUGCUAGCCAAGAAGAUGCCCGAGUUCCGAGGAGGACGCGCUGAACUUCUCCGCCAGCACAAGCAGAUCCAUGCAGGGCUGGGCCAUUUUGAGGAAUACCUCAAGAAAUGCAGGACGGGAGACGCCGAGUUUGAGCUCAGUGUGCUCAAGACAAAGAUGGAGACUUGGGGCGAGGUGCUGUGGAAGCAUCUGGACCAAGAGUCCGAGGUGUCAUGGAUCGCCCGCCGAACACAGGCCUCACUGGCCAAGCCUGGAGAUCUGAUCCCAAACAAAGUGGAGGAGUCUCAACCAGAAAAAGCUCCUGAACCCCGAUACCCUCGCUCCCUCCAGGCCCUACACCUCAAGCCUCUAAAGCGCGAGGCCCAGCACGGCAUCCCCUCGUGCGACCUCCAGCUCCGAUCCUUCAGCGUCCAACCCCUCGAAUUCUUCUCCGACUUCGCCCUCCGCGCCGCCUACUACCUCGGCCUGCCCGCCUACGGCCCCGUGCCUCUCCCCCGUAUCACAGAGCGCUGGACCGUGCCCCGAGACAACUUCAUCUUCAAGAAGUCGCAGGAGAACUUUGAGCGAAAGACGCUGCGGCGGCUUAUCCAGAUCCGCGACGGGAACCCCGAGACGGUGCAGCUGUGGCUGGCAUACUUGCGCAAGCACCAGCUCUACGGCGUGGGAAUGAAGGCCAACAUGUGGGAGUUUAGCGAGCUGAGCGUUGGGAAGAAGAUGGAUGCGCUGCCGGAGGCGGAGAAGGGCGAGAUUGAUGCCAAGUGGUCGCAUCUUGGACAGACAAAGACGAUUGGUACUGUGGAAAAGGUUGAGGAGUUGCUGAACCAGCGGAGGUUCCGUGAGGCUGCUGGCCUGAGGGUUCCUCCUACGACGAGCGUGUAA